AUGCGUUUGUUCAAUGCUGGUCUCAUAUCUAGUGUGCUUCUGUUCCAUCGCGCCAAUGCCAUUCCAGCUCCCGUGCCUGAGAACGGACUCGAAGAGCUUGACAAAAGGCAACUUCUGAGCGGCAUUUUGACCACCCUCGAUGGCCUCACAGACCCUACUGCCAUAUUGUCGCAGCUCAAGCUGGUCCAACCGGCUUCCAAGCCAACCAGCGUCGAGGAAGCACAGUCUCGGCUCGAGCAGGUCUACUCUGCAACACCAACAAACAUCUACAAGAACGUGGCAAACCAGAUCAGUGAAGGCCUGACAACCAUGACGAUAAACGAAGCCCUCGGCAUCCUCACCACCGGCGAGAAUUCGCAAACCAACAACAACCUCCGCGACCCCGCAACACCCAUAUAUCCCCAGAAAUCGCCCUCUGAUGCACCCUACUCCCUCAGUGAGCAGCAGCUGCGCCAGGCAAUAUACAUCCCUCCUGCCUUCACCUACGGCCAGAAACCCCCCGUCAUCUUCGUCCCGGGCACCGGCGCCUACGGUGGGAUCAACUUCGCCUCGAACCUCCGCAAGCUCCUGACCGACGUCGCCUUCGCCGACCCGGUGUGGCUGAACGUGCCGGGCGCGCUGCUGCGCGACGCGCAGACCAACGCCGAGCACGUCGCCUACGCCAUCAACUACAUCUCGGGCAUCUCCAACAGCGCCAACGUCUCCAUCAUCUCCUGGUCGCAAGGCGGGCUCGACACCCAAUGGGCCUUCACCUACUGGCCGUCCACCCGCCCCACCGUCAGCGACUUCAUCCCCGUCAGCGCCGACUUCCACGGCACCGUCCUCGCCAACGCCAUCUGCCUCUCCAGCGGCGGCGGCAUCGGCCUCGGCCCCUGCGCGCCCUCGGUCAUCCAGCAGGAAUACACCAGCCGCUUCGUGGCGACGCUGCGCGCGGCGGGCGGCGCCGACGCGUACGUGCCCACCACGUCCGUCUUCUCCGGCUUCCUCGACGAGAUCGUGCAGCCGCAGUCGGCGGGCACGGCGGCGUCCGCCUUCGUCGGCGACGCGCGCGGCGCCGGCGCCACCAACGCCGUCCCGCAGGUCGUGUGUGCGGGGAAAGGGCCUGCUGCCGGCUUGUACACUCACGAGAGCAUGCUGGCGAACCCGCUGACGUACGCGCUCGUCGUCGACGCCCUGACGCACGACGGUCCCGGGAGCGUGGACAGGCUGGAUUUGGACAGUGUGUGCGCGACGGCGCUGGCGCCCGGGUUGGGGUUGGAUGACCUUUUGGGGACGGAGGGGGUGCUGGUGCUUUCUGCUGUGAAUCUGUUGACGUAUCCGGAUAGGGGGUUGGUGGAGCCUGGGUUGAUGGCCUAUGCGGCUGCGUGA
Diplodia corticola is the source of this 1368-nucleotide messenger RNA. RefSeq names its product lipase b precursor. The coding region runs from base 1 to 1368 and encodes 455 amino acids. The transcript has a single exon. The record is from RefSeq and is a predicted model, not a curated record. Lineage: Eukaryota; Fungi; Ascomycota; Dothideomycetes; Botryosphaeriales; Botryosphaeriaceae.